UCCAGCAGAAAGAAUGAGUUAAGACUGCUCUUCAAUACUGAAAAAAAUACAUGAAAAAAGCAGCUGGGCUUCGCAACUACAGAUAUUGUACAAAAUGUGAAGAUCAGACUUUUCUUUCCAAACCCAGUUAUUUUAUACAAAAACAGAAUAAAAUUUCACCAGUCCCAGGAAAUAUUUUAGAGAUCCUUCCCUACUCCAAGCUAUUACCACAGGUUGCCUCAAGGCAUUUCUUUCCUCUUGACUACAGCCUGCAACUCUCUUCAGGCAUGCAGAAACUGAAUUGCUGCAAAACUGCAUUACCCUGUCAUGGGUUUGAAAUUUUUGGGAAAAUUGUGAUAGCUUUACAGGGGCUGUGUCGCUUAAAUUAUUUAAACUCUAAAAUAUCUUUUUUUUUUUUAAACAAUACACAGAAAUCCAAUUACUCACAAAACUGUAACAACCACUAUAAAAACGUCAGCAUUUACCAACAAUAAGCAUACAUAUACAUAGCCCAUUUACAGAUAGGGAAAUUCUGUGUGUUACAGCACAGACUACUGGACUGCUAAAGUUUUUUUUUUAAUUAGUUCAGUAUGUUCAGGGAGUUCUCUAAAACACACAUACUCUAUAAUAGGACAGCCAACAUAUAUGAGUAAGGGUGGAUUAAAAUUAAUUGCCUGACAUAUGAACCAAACUAACUGAACAGUGACGUGAGUCCUUCAGUGCUCCACUGAGCUGCAAUGAACUACGCUCCUGCCAAAAUCCCUAAAAUGCUGACUUAACUUUGAAUAUGCAACCAUGAAUCGUGACUCUCUUGACCCUUCCCCAACAUAUUUUUCCAUCAUUUCUUUUCCUACCCAUUUGUAUCCCUAGUAGAAAGCAUAAAUUGUAUUAGCAUAGAGAAGCUCACAAAAACAACCCCAAACCACAAAAAAAAAACCCAACUCCACAGGCUGCUUUGAGUACAGCUGAAUUUUCUCUCUGUAUCUCUGGGCUUAUUGAUCAGAGGCUUGAACUUUUCACCCCUUCAGUAAAACAGGCUUUCUGAUCAUCGCAGUGUGAUGCUUGUCUGCGCACAGAGGCUUCUGCUUGCGGGUAUGAUAAUAACUGACAUUAAUCACAAAGUGCUUUUCCUAUUAAUGUUUGCAUGCUUUAAAUUAGAAGGCUACUGUGAUUACACAGCCUUUUUUUGAUUCAUAAUAAUCCAAUUAAUUCAAUUUAUACAGGAAACGUAAGCACAGAAUUCAGCCCUCCUCCACAAAGGUUAAUGUGCCAGUGACCUCAUGAUGUGUAGCUUCAUCUCAGUCUCAUGCACUGGAGGAUACAAGCCACCGAGUUCAGAGCAGCAGUGCCUUGAUGUCACUUCAGUAAACAAGCACUCGGAAAGCCUGUGCCCUGAAACAAGUGGGUCAGAAUCUGCCUAACAGGAGAGAAGCACUGAACUAAUAACUCCUCGGUAGCAUCCCUCUUUCCAUUGGGCAAGCACAGUUCUGUAACACAGGCCUUGCAAGAACCAGCCUUUUCACACUGCUAGCUAUUUAUAGCUAUUAAGUCAGCAACAUCAGGCAGACCCAAACAUAGGCAGAGCACCAGAAAAGUGCAGUCUGUGCUAGAAGCAGAGCCUGGGCGUAUUGACUGCUGAAGCUGGAGCCGUAAAAUAAUUCACCAAAGUGGAAACACGGAUCUAGAAAACCUACGUGCUACCUAUUUACCUCAGCCAAACAGACAAUUACUGACCAGGUAGUGAACAAAAGCGCUUGAGUUAUGAUAUCAAACCACCAAGCUAUGUAGCCGGUGAACAAGUGAAAUCAUAGGAAUUUGAUGGUCGAUUAUUAGAGUUGAUUAUUUAAAAGCACUGCAGCUGUUGAACAAAUGACCUUACUCUUCUAUACUAAACAAAUUUCCUCUACUAAUCUAUACUGAACAAACUUUUUCUCUUGGCAUCCAACCACCUAAGGGACACAAAUAACCAAACUCAUGUACCCCUAAGCGUUAAUAUCGAAUGUCACAUGUAGAAAAAGCAGGUCAAGAUCUCCCUAGGGCAAGCUUGAGAUCUCUGGAACGACUAUUGUCAAACUGGAAUCAAAACUGAGCAUCAAGUUUGCCAGCUUGAUGGAUGUCUGGUGAACAGACUGAGUGGUGGUUUAAGUAAGGUUACAUACAGCCUUGUACAGCGUACAGAAAAAGCAAGUACCAAGAAAGUUGUGUGGUAGCAUUUAAAAAUAAAUCAGGAGCCAUGAAGCUAGUGGACUGAGAAGAUAAAUACUUCAGGAAGGCAGAAAGAGGACAUUUCCGUAUAUGCUUUCUAUAAAAUAUACAAUGUACAAAAUGAGCAGUGAGGACACAUCAGAAGCAGGGCCCAAUCCCAGAGCCCUUGCGCACCAUGCUUGCUGAUUAGUCCUGUUUGGAGUGACAGUGGACACGCGAUCUUCUUCCUGAUCUUUUAAAACUGCAGCUAUUACUACAAACAUGCUCAGAGAUGUAAUGGACGACAGCCUUUCAGCAGCAAUUCAGUGUCUCAGUAUAUCUCUCCGGGGUCCCGAUGAAACUGGACUGUAUUUCGGUAGUGGCCUGUUGCACAGUCAUGGCAUUUACAUGUUUCUCAGUUUCCGUGGGGUAGAAGGAAGCUGGUUGCUCGAUGCCUUGAAGGCUGCUCAGUGCCAUCAGCCACUCGAGGACACGCUUUCACCUGUCCGUUUUGUCCCUCCCAAGUGUCCAUGUCUCCUAAAACCAUCCCCUAGCAGGAAACAUGCCCUGGGGGGGGCAACGACACUCCCCCUCAACCCCUGCGGGGCCCGGCUCCCGCUCGCAGAGGGACUCCUGAAGCACGCACAUGCGGUAACUGCCUCCAACUGCAGCUCCUGCACCACAAAACCCGUGUGGGUUUUUCUGCCCGACUCCCGCUGGGCUUUUUCUGAACAUGAGAGGACCAAAUGCACCGAGAUGCCACACGGACCGGGCGGGGAGGGAAUGGGCGAGGCCUGUCAUGGCUGCCGCCCCCUCGCCAGGGCCGCGCACGCGCACACCUCCACUCCCUCCGCGCUCCGCGGAAGUGACCUCAUCGCGCAGCUCCAUCCGCGCCCCUCUCUCUGGUCGCUCCCCACCGCUCUGGGCGGCGUGGUUGGGGGCGCUGUCUCCCCGGUGGCGGCGGCGGCGGAGGGGGAUGUCGAUGCCGGUGCCGCCGCUGCGGCGGCUCCACCAGGCCCCGCGGCACCUGCUGGUCUGCGAGAAGGGCCACACGCGGCACCCGCGCUCGCGGCACGCCGCGCACGUGCGGGACCACGCCUACAACUGCCGCUGCUGAAAAGUAGCAUUGCGGAUGUUGGAGAGUACUACCUGGUGAGGAAUUUAUCGGUUCAUGAGUUGGUCGCUCACGAAUUCAUCGAUGCUUUUGUGAAGAAAGGUUCAUGCUACGCGCUUACCUAUAACACAAAAAUUGAUCAAGAUAAUACUGCAGCUCUGCUACCAAAUGGAAAACUAAUUCUAUCAGUGGAUAAGGAUACCUAUGAGGAACUUGGACUGCAAGGUCGCCCUUCUCAGUAUUCUGGCAAAAAAGUAAUGAGAUAUAUUAUAACUAUUGACUUGACUGAUCCCGGCUUUCACCCUGAUAGCAAGAAACAUAACAGAGUGCUUUGGGCCUUGAAAGAAAAGAAACCUUUAGAAUUUGACUUCCUAUUGGCUUGGUAUAAUACAGGUGCAGAGGGAUCAACGUUGAUGUCAUACUUUUCAAAGAACCAAAUACAGGCUCUGAAGCCAAAAAUAACAUUCAGCACAUUAAGGGACUUGCAGUGUCCAGUGUUAGAAAGUAAUGAACUCCAAGGGAAGCCAGACGAGUCCUGCAGUACGGAGGAACUGUUUGAGUGGCUAGGUGCUGUCUGGAAUCAAGUUAGCUUAGACAACAAAUCAUCUAGCUUUUUAUCAACGUAUUGCUGUCCUCAGCCCAACACAGUGGUGGAAAAAGCUUUUUUGUGCACAAUCACAGGCUUUAUAAUUCCUGAGAAGAUAAUUCAUUUAUUGGAGCAGCUAUGUUGCUAUUUUGGUGAACCAAAACUGGCAUAUUGGCUGACCUUAACUGUGCAUGGCUUUGCAGACAGCCCUGUUUCUUGGAGAGAAAGUGAACAUGGUUUCCACAAGGGAGGAGAGAACUUGUACAACUUUGUAAUUUUUAGAAAUCUGGACUACUGGCUUCAGAUGGCUGUAGGAACUAAUGACGAUUGUCCUCCAUAAAGCUAUAUCUACAGAAGAAGUUUUCUAAUAAUCCCGUGUUACUGUAUAGAAAUGUAAUGAGAUAAUUUUUAUAAAAGUAUAGGUAACAAGUACUAAGAGGCUGUAUAUUUUUUUUCCAUUAUUUAUAGCCGUUAAAGGAUGACCUACAAUGGAAGGAAUGGAUUUUUGUUUCUUCACUGUCAUACAGUGCGUUCUGAAAGACUUCACAAUUCUAACUUUAAGAAAAAUAUAUGUUUUUGAGAGUUUAAGUUCUCAGGAACUGACUGUAGGUGGUUUCCUUUUAUCCAGGAGUAAUUUUGGAAUUUGAAAGUUAGCUUUACAGGUUGCUAGCUAAAAUAUUUGGGGGAAAAGCUCAUUUUGGGCUUCAGCAUUUUCUUUCUUUACAUUAAAGAUCUGUAGAACCUUCAAAUUCAUGUUUAGACAUUUCAGCCUACGUGGUGGCAAAUAAAAAAAAAAGUGUUCUCCAUAAUUUGGUAGGGGGAGGAGAAAAAAGGUGAAGAGAAAGGAGGUACGUGACAAUGGGAGGAGCACCCAUUGAACAUGGAAAAAGUAAAGGCUUACUGAACUGCUUUUGUGAUUUUGCGGAUCUCGGUUGUCAGAAGUCGAUUUUUCAACAGCGAUGCAAAAGGCUGCUGUUUGCUUUCUUAAUUGACAUCCACACGCUCACCCCACCACCAAAUAUCUACUUUUAAAAGUUGCUUGUGGUUCUUGCUUACAGGACAACUCGUGGAGCUAAGAUUUCGCUGUCAUGUUAUCGCGGACACAUUUCUGUGAAGAACUCUAUGGAUAUACCCUCAAACAAUGCAGUUGAAGUGAGACGGGCUUUGUUAAGAAUGAGCCGUAAUGCUGAGAGCACAGGCAGCUAUAAAGAAUCCAGGUUAAUUCCUGUUGUAAUCCAUGAAAGGUUGGAUGGUGUUUUUGGGGGGAGCAGGGAUGGACGUUAUUUGGGUUUUGUUUUAUGGAGUGGGUAUGUAUCAUUAAAGUACCAGUGCAGUGCUAGCUAACCUGGAAGUUGUUCACUUGGUGGAGCAAGAGUGUGGUAGUGGAAGUUAGGGCAUAGCUGUAGUGGAAACAUCAUUAUCUCCUAUCAGGGUGAGUGGCACAGAAAAGCAGAAAGCCCAUGGGAAGUAGUUGAGCUUUCUUUUUUUUAUCUGUCUACUGGCUCUCUUCAGUGAGGAGAAUCAUCCUGGAUGAUUUAGUUGGAUGGUAUUUGUUUGUCAUACCCCUCCACUAAACAUAACCCCUUUUGCUGAAGUUUUGUUACGCAUUUCAUGAACAUGACUCUGACAAAUCCAGGAACAGUUUUCUAAAUCAUAACAUUGUUUUUCAAAAGUAUCCUGCCAUGAGAUGUUUCUAGUAGGUUACCAGGAGCAGAAGUGCCACCUUGUUUCAUCUACAGGCAUGGACUGGCAUGAUCACAAACGAAUGGACAAGAGUCUGGGAGAGUUCUUGGCUUGACACUUGACUAGUAAAUAUUUAACCAGGCCGGCUCAAACAUUGUGUUUCAUUACUACGCAUCAGUGCAAAUGGCUUCAGCUGGUGGCUAAAGUCUGCUUGUGAAAGUGUCUGUUGAGGGAUUAUGCAGUGUCAACUUUCACAAAAGAGACUAGUAACCAGAAGAGUCUUCCUUUUUUCCCUUGAUCAGAACGUCUCUUAAAAGCUUGGGCUUUUCCUGGAAGUUACACCUGCAGCAAAAGUUCUAAUACAAAGUUAAAAAUCUUAAAUCUUUAUGAAAAGUUAAUGAAGUUUAUAGCUACUUCAGCAAAUGUGCUCAUCUUUCUGUCAUGUUCUAGUAAAACUAACCCCCUCAAUGUGUAUACACGCACACAAACAAGUGUAACAUAUACUGCUUGGAAAAAAAACAACUGGCAUCUAGAAGUAAGAAUCUUGUAUUGGUGAGUUUGUUUCCCUUAUUAACUGAGAGAAAGGAAUGAAGUCUUAUGCAUAUGCUUCAUACUACUCCCAGCAGGAGUGCAGCAGCUGUUGGCCUUGGCUCUGAAAUGUCAGCAGUAGGACCAGGUGAAGUGAUUUUUUUCUAAUUGGCACCUGGCUGCAGACCACCUUGGGAUCAUUGAUGAUGUAGCUGCUGAAGUGCUGGUGGGUACACAGCGAUAGCCUCACUGAGACAGUUCUGGAAAGCGGGCCAAGAAGCAGGCUUUUCAGCUCUAUCAGUUCUACUCGGCAUGUGAGUAUUAAGGUUAAUCUUAUGGAUUAGGGAAAUCGCAUCACAUUGAUCAACAGUUCCCUUUUCCUCCUAUCUACAUAGGCAAGGGACUGUAAAUAUUUCUCAAAGCUCAGUGUUACAGGCAGAGUUAUUUGGCUAUGCUGCUUCUUACAAUCCCUAGUUGUCUUCUAGCAGUUGUUUAAAAUGGCUUUUCCAACUAAGGAAGGGAUUAAAGUCCUGUGUGGUUCUUGCAGUUUACUUAUUUGAGAUGCUGAGUUGGUUUCUGGCUUUUCUGUUUUGUUUAAACCUGUACAAAGUAUCAUUGAAAAUCUUGUGCUGGUAAUAGUUGCUGCAGUUGGUCUGCUCUUCAGCUCUGGGAGGUGAUACUGCAUUAAUCGAAUCCAUGCUUUCCUAGCAAGGUCCUGAGGUGUGCCUCAGGUGUGCCUGCUUCUUAGGAGGCUGGCUUUCCUGUGCUUGCUGGGCUUUGUAGUUGCACAGAAGAGAAAUGGGGGUGGACUUGACUUCUUUCUUACCACCUGCAAACAACUGAGGGAAGAUUUUCCUGGGAUGAGGGACAACAGUCUGUUCCCUACAGUCUGUAAGGACAGGCAGAAUACUCUUGUCUCCCCAGGAGACUCCCAAGCAUGGGGUAGACUUGCUGAGAAAAGGAACACGAGGGCAUUGCUUGCAUGCUUGGGGAACAGGUUAGGAAGGAAGAGCUGGGACUGAGCCAGGUGGGCAGUAAUUAAAGGAAGAGUUGGGCAGGGCACAUGAGGCAGAGAGAAAAAAAUUUUGCAUGAGAAUGUAAGAUGGCUGCUGGUGGUGUUCUUGCCCUUUGUGCCUGCCUGGGAGGACAGAAAAAUGCAAAAGGUUUUGCAAAAGUAAUGGGGAGCAGCUGUGCACCAGCUGCUUCUGAGAUCAAAGGGCUGAGUGCUUACUAAGAAGUUUUGCCUGUGGGGAGUGUUUUAUCUACCAUGGGGAAGGAGAGCCAAAUAUCUGAAUGCAGAGACAACCUAGGGCAAGCUGGUUGCAUGAGGAGUAGAGGGGGUUUUUUGUCCUGGUAUGCGGAUAGACAUAACACUGCUUGAAAGCUAGGGAACUGCUCUGCUUUAACCUCAGCAUUCUACUGAGCUGUGCAUUCCUGCCUCUCAGCUGGUGAAAGGAAAGGGAAUUUUAUUGAGAGGUUACUGGGGGGAGGGGUAGCAGAACCAGCUGGGAAUGGGCUGCAAAGAUCAUGUGCUUUUCCAGCCACAUGUUCCAGUAAGUGGUUAUGUGUGUUCAGAAAUUGGUGGGUGCGUAACAAAUAGAGAAAAAAACGUUCCUAUUAACAAAGGGGAAAAAAAGCUGAGGCAGUUGGAUAGUGUAUGUUAUGCAAAAUCACUCUAAAUAGAACAUAUUUGCCUUUUUGUUUUGCAAAUGUUGACUGGGUCAGGAACCUGUCUGGAGAAAUAAAGGUCUGUGUCCCUUAAUGGCAAGAAUGGGAGCCUGAUGGCGGUGGUAGUAUUUUGUGUCUACUAGUGUCUAUUAGCAUGGGGGACUCUGAGAAAGUUAGAUAAGGGUGAGAAAAAGAACUUUCACUAUCAGAAUAGAUUCUAGAGGUGCUGUGGUUGCAGAGGGAAAGCAUCAAGGUUUGGCACAGCUUAGAUGUGGGGAAUGCAGGAGAGAGAAGAAUGAGUGCUAACCUAAGGCUGCUUGGAAGGGAGGUGACGGGGUUUAAUGGAAGGAGAAGCGUAAGCUUUGUUUUGGCUGCAUCAUGCUGUCAUUUAGUGGUGAAUAUCCAUUUUGGAGAGGCUAGCCAAGAUGUAGAGUUGGAUGUCCAGAAAUCAGCCAACAAGAAAACAGGUUCAUACAUCAUCAGCCUGGGGACUGCAUAGCAAUCGUGGGAGUGAGGGAGAUUGCUCAAAGAUGCGCUAUGUUUUUGUUGGAAAUAAUUUGUGUGCUUUUAUUAUUUCUUCCCACAGGCUGCCUUUUUUUGCUUUAUCUGUAAGGUUUCUGAGAGCGUUACAGAAACACCAAAGACUUAAAACUGUCCUGAGAUAGGUUAGAUGAUGUUGAUAUUGCUGUUAAUUGCAAUCAGCAGUUGGGCUGCUCACCCAAUGCUGCAGAGCCAGUGUGGAGUUUUGCACAUGUAGAGAGUGCCUCUGCUACAACUACUGCAAAAAUAAGUAGGUAAGGCAGAUAAAAGGUAACAAGGAAAAUAAGAGUGGAGAGGGGUAUUUCUUUCCCCCCUCUCAUGGGAGGUGCAUAGCAAAUCCGUGUCUGAUCUGGGAUUAGAAUGAAGGC
Messenger RNA from Chroicocephalus ridibundus (black-headed gull), 8650 nucleotides. RefSeq names its product ribonuclease P/MRP subunit p40 (gene RPP40). Gene Ontology annotation, molecular function: ribonuclease MRP activity; ribonuclease P activity. Lineage: Eukaryota; Metazoa; Chordata; Aves; Charadriiformes; Laridae. Gene Ontology annotation, cellular component: ribonuclease MRP complex; multimeric ribonuclease P complex. Bases 2446 to 4203 code for a protein of 585 amino acids. The record is from RefSeq and is a predicted model, not a curated record. The transcript has 8 exons. Gene Ontology annotation, biological process: endonucleolytic cleavage in ITS1 to separate SSU-rRNA from 5.8S rRNA and LSU-rRNA from tricistronic rRNA transcript (SSU-rRNA, 5.8S rRNA, LSU-rRNA); tRNA 3'-end processing; tRNA 5'-leader removal.